GAUGACCACGAUGACCACGAUGACAACGACAACGACGACCCUGACGAAGGCGACGACGACGACUACGACUUGUACCGCGUCUAAAAAUGAUCGUCUCUCUUGAUCCUAACUCGAUCCCGAGUGCCUCGACAUAGCACCGGCAACUAAUAAAAAUUUCAUCGAGAAACCAGGUCGGGCUAUUAACAAGAGUCGCCAAGCAGCAACGACGAUUCGCGUACUCGAAGGCAACGUUUGCCCAUCAACGGGAGUUACAGUGGUACCAUCCACUUCUACAUCCACAGCACCAGGUGUAACGAUGCACGCGGGAAGCUCGGAACUACUCCUCGAUGCAAAGUGCCGACAGUUGCUGCACGACGAGCUCCUGGAACAAGAGCAGCGCCGUCGCAAACUUCUCGAGCUCGGUUAUAACGCUGCUAAGCGUCGGCCACCGAGGCGCACAUGCAAGCAGAGAUUGACGUUUUACGCGACGUCGAGCCUGGCCCUUAUUGCCAUAUCAGGAGGUUGCGCCCUACUAUUCCUGGUACCCCUUUACGUGGAUCCCGCGAUCAGCACCUUAACCGCCGAUUUCUUCCCCGAGCCGGUUAUUUGCACGACCUUCAAGAGGGAAGACCUUUGGGGCCUGUUCAACUGCAGUUGGAGCUCCUGUAGAGAAGGAUGCACCAGUGAGGUUUACAGGUGCACGCACAUUUACGUGACUUAUACCCCCUGGACUAAUUCCACUCUCAACGAGAGUGACUACGCAAUGGAUUUCAGUGAGUCCGCUAGUGCGCGAGAGAAUUCGUUGGCCAUGAGCGCGGGGAUGGUAGACGAGCCGGAGAUUACCGAGGCGGUGCUGCUGGUAAAUAUCAAGGGAUGCGGCUAUCCGCCAGUUGUCGACUGCGAAAAUUUCACGAGAGAGCUCGGUUACGAGGGCUCCAGGUUCCCAUGCUACUACAGCCGCGUGAACGGCAGCAUUGUCAUGGCUGAGUACGACAGGGACGCCGAAGUUACCAUCAUCAUGCACUACUUCGCGGCUCCCCUUGUCAUGACCUUAGCGACGACCGCUGUGCUCUGCGUUAUGCACUGUGACUGUAGGUGUCAACCACCGCCGAGGAGAUAUCCGCCGUCCAGGAGGGUCGUCAGGUCCUCAAGGCCGAAUGAUCUUAGGUAUUGGUGGUUAUGCUUUUACGUUGGUGAGUGUAAGAUAAAGGCGGGCUUUCGCGUGGUCAGCCAGGAUUGACGCAGAAUUGAAUAUUUGAGCGAAGGUUUUAUAAUCGGUAAUGAUUGCACACG
Messenger RNA from Ceratosolen solmsi marchali, 1272 nucleotides. RefSeq names its product tipE homolog 1 phospholipid transfer protein (gene Teh1). Gene Ontology annotation, molecular function: sodium channel regulator activity. Gene Ontology annotation, cellular component: plasma membrane. The transcript has a single exon. The record is from RefSeq and is a predicted model, not a curated record. Lineage: Eukaryota; Metazoa; Arthropoda; Insecta; Hymenoptera; Agaonidae. Gene Ontology annotation, biological process: regulation of sodium ion transport. Bases 296 to 1219 code for a protein of 307 amino acids.